AUGAAAAAUGUUACAACUGAAUUAAUUGAAAUUUUAAUACAAUUUAUCAUAAAAUAUUAUAGAAAUAUCAGUUUAAGCAUUGAAAAUACUAAUAUAGAUAUCAUAUUAUUACAAGAUUCACAAAGAUCUUCAAUUUGA
Molecule: messenger RNA, 138 nt
Organism: Funneliformis caledonium
Lineage: Eukaryota; Fungi; Glomeromycota; Glomeromycetes; Glomerales; Glomeraceae
Source: the annotation of a GenBank genome assembly